UCAGCUGAGGACUGCCUGCUUGGCUGUGCUCUCUGCUCCGGACAUAGUGCUGUAAAAAUGCUGCUCUCUGUGCCGCCAAGGACAGGAUUCAACCCAUACAACGGCUAUACCAGCAGACUUAGUAAAAAGCCGACGUAUGUGUCCUCCAGCCACCAGAUGGCUCCACCCAGCCCCAACCACACCACCAGCAGCAGCAGUAGCGGCAGCCUCAGUGGAGAACAGCUGAGCAAAACKAACCUCUACAUCCGCGGCCUCCACCCGGGAACCACAGAUCAGGACCUGGCCAAACUGUGUCAGCCGUAUGGGAAAAUUGUGUCCACAAAAGCCAUCCUGGACAAGACCACUAACACAUGCAAAGGCUAUGGCUUUGUAGACUUUGACAGUCCGUCAGCGGCACAGAAAGCAGUGACAGCACUGAAGGCUGGUGGAGUCCAGGCUCAGAUGGCUAAGCAACAGGAGCAGGACCCCACUAACCUGUACAUCUCCAACCUGCCUGUGUCUUUGGAUGAGCAGGAGCUGGAGAAUAUACUGAAGCCCUUCAGUCAGGUCAUCUCUACACGCAUCCUCAGAGACGCCAAUGGCACCAGCAGAGGAGUGGGCUUUGCCAGGAUGGAGUCAACAGAGAAAUGUGAGACUAUCAUUCAACAUUUCAACGGCAAAUAUAUCAAGACUCCACCUGGAGUUCCAGUGCCCUCGGAACCCCUGUUAUGUAAGUUUGCAGACGGAGGACAGAAGAAGAGACAGAGCCAGGGAAAGUACCUGCAGCAUGGUCGUCCCUGGACAAGAGAUGGAGAAACGGUGAGUUCUCAUUCAGACAGUAAACAGUCUGCUAUCGUCCCCGUAGCCUCUCAUUUUAUCAAGGCUGUUCAGGUCAUUUUAUCAAGGCUGUUCAGGUCAUUUUAUCAAGGCUGUUCAGGUCAUUUUAUCAAGGCUGUUCAGGUCAUUUAUCAAGGGCUGUUCAGGUCAUUUUAUCAAGCUGUUCAGGUCAUUUUAUCAAGGCUGUUCAGGUCAUUUUUAUCAAGGCUGUUCAGGUCAUUUUCUACUCCUAUCAAGUACAAUAUGUUAAAGCUAGUAUUGUCUGUCUGUUCCAACUUCUAUCUGGUGAGUAUUUCUCAGUCAAAUGCAGGGGCUCCCAAGUGGCACAGCAGUCUAAGCACUGCAUUGCAAGGAUGUAUUUCUUAUUUUGAAAAUCUGCAAAAAUCAAUCUUAUGUUGUGUCUUCACUCUGCUGCAGAUCCACAGUCCACAGUCCUGGAUGCAUCAUCAGUCGUACCUCAUGCAGACCUCAGGCCAACUCCUGACACAGGGCAUGGACCACACCAUGUCCAUCCAGCCCACCUCUAUGAUGGGGCCUCCCACACAGCAGCUCAGCCACCUCUCUAUGGGCAGCAGUGGCACGUACAUGCCAGCAAACACAUCAAUGCAAGGGACCUACAUCCCUCAGUACACCCAAGUGCCCCAAACCAACGUUUCAGUCGAGGUUGCCCUGGAGACGCCCACAGAACACCCAGACUACUCCUACCAGCACAGCAAGUGAAGAGGAGACACUGGUGGGUUUACUAGAGUCUGUCUCCUGGGCAACCUGCCGUCCGUACAGCUCAGCUCAUAGUGACUCUGGGCAGUACACACCAGACAGACGGAGGAAUACGGACCAGACUGUCACACUAAAGACAAAAGGAUAUUUUCAAAUCAGAGGUUAUGGUAAACUGUUGGACACGUGGAACAUCUAUUUUGAUAACAGAACAUGACUCUAUAGUCGAAGAAAGAGAAAAACACACCACACACACACACAUUAUUUUCUGUGCACGUAUUAACAAAUUAUUUUUCACACUAGUCUGGGGAGAAUGAAAACCAGCAAUAUAAGUUACACCACCAUGUGUCAUUUUAGUCGUCCUUUAGUUUUACUUUUACAUUUUUUAUAUGCAGAUUUUUUUGGGUCAUGUUAUUUUUAAGCUUUCGUCAGUUUGUUUUUGUUGCACAGAUUCAAAAAGUAAAUGAUCAUUGAUUUGUUUCUUAAUUUCACAAUGCCAUUGUUGUUUUUGUUCACUUCACGCUGCUUGUUUUAAUUGUGUAAUUGUUUGAAGAGAGAAGGCUGAACAAACUGCUCAAGUUACUUAGAUGUGUGUCAAAUCUGGUGGUAUCAACUGUUUUCUCUCUAAAGGAACAAGUAUUGCAGGAGAAUGAAACAUUAUUGGAAGUGRUCUUACUGUUUCAGCACUUGGGUCCCUAGUUAAAAUUGUCACAAUUUAAAUAGAUAUUUAGAAAGAACGCUUAAGACAAUCAAAUAUAUUUGAAAUUAUUAUUUCCAGAUUCUGGCCAAUUAUAAUACAACUAUACAGGGAAAAUGAAAAAUAUACACACAAUCAAAUUUGACAGAGUAAUUUAGUUGUUGGUUAUAUUUUGUGAAUUUAUUGCUAAAUUGCUCCAAUGCUACCCAACAACAUAAAUAAGUCUUUCAAUUUGGUUUUAGUGGGUUAAGCUGCUACCGUUUAAGCUGCUACCGUUUAAGCUGCUACCGUUUAAGCUGCUACUCUUAGGAGUUCAUAUCAUUGAGUGUUGAGCUAGUAGUUUAAAGAAGUAAAUUAGAGAUCCAAAAAGUAUGGCCAGUACUGAGAUACUUUGUCUUUUUGAUUCCAGCUUUCUCUCUGUCUGUUUGUUGAUUCCUCUGUUUUUGUUUGUUUGUUUUGAUUAUGAGUGAAAAUGUUGUUUAUUUAAAGAAAGUUUUCUUGAUAAAAAAAAUAAAAUCAGUUUAGUACUUUUAAGAUUGAUCAAUGUUAUUUUUGGUAGUAUGCAUUGAGUAGGUACAUGUUUCCUUGGACAGUAGAUUCAAGUGAAAAAAAUAUAUUUGUUGGCUUUUUCUUUUGUCUGCCAUUACUGUCAUUUGUGUUUUGGGUUGUGACUACAAGGAAUACAGCUACGACCGGAAGUUAAUUUUCGUAGCAGCUUAGAACAUUUUAGCUAACCCUAACCCUUUUCCUAACCUGCCACGAUAAUUAUCCUAACUUGCUUCGUAAAUUCUCCUAACCUGAUACGAAGAAGGCACUUCCAGUCAUAGCAGUAUUCCUGCUAGUGAGAACUGUGUUUUUGUUUUUCUCCAUCUCUGGUUUUAUUUUCAAUCACAUGGAAAAGGCUUUAAAUGUUUGAGAUUUCCAAUCCGUCUGUGUCAACAGGUUUUGGCACUUUCACACUGGUGUGCUUACUGCUCAUCAGUCCAAGAUAAUGUGUUAUACCUCUUACAAAUAAUUUCUGAAAUGUGUCCCAAAUUGUAAUCAUUCAGUCAGUCAGCGGUUAGGGAAUAGUGUCUGAAAAGUUAUAUUACCUCCUUGAGCAAUGUAGAACCAAUGUUAAUGUGCAAGGUUCUGAGAUGUUUGAGGUCACAACUUCCAUGGUUCUCAAGGCGGCUCUCAGUCACAGCAGGUACUGUGUCCAUAUCCUCACUCUUCUGUCCUAUGUUCAGAAACUAGGCCACCAUCCGAGGUCCAACCUCUAAUCCGACUGUUAUUUCUCAAAAUGGCCAGUGAUCUAUGCAAUUAAUUUAUUGUCUACAAUAAUGCAAUACUUAUAUUUCAGGUGACAACAAUGGACUGUUUGUCAAUAGUGACUUUUGAAACACAAAUGUAUCAUUCUGCUAUCAGUGGCUUUCAUUUGAGUUUAACUUAAUCCAAAACCUCUAGUUGUGAGACUAUCAUUGUUGUCAUAGUGACAGUGAGAUGGCUGCAUAAAAGGGAAUGGUUCAUGAGAUUGGAGCAAAUCCCUCAGCUAUCUUGCAAAAGGCCUCACACCAUCUCCUAACAAUGGUACACAGACUACCUUGUCCAUCCAGAUAGGGUCCUUAUAGUUGGUUAACCAAAUAUUAGUAGAUUUUUUUGGUUUGUUACCAAAGACGACUUCCGGUAGGCAUUUGAACAUUUCUUCUAAGUCAUCAAUGCUGUAGAAUAAAUCUGUAAUUUGUUU
Salvelinus sp. IW2-2015 is the source of this 3953-nucleotide messenger RNA. NCBI's taxonomy places the organism in Eukaryota, Metazoa, Chordata, Actinopteri, Salmoniformes, Salmonidae. The record is from RefSeq and is a predicted model, not a curated record.